AUGCCCGAGUCUGUGCAUGAACUUGAUCCAGACCGAGCCUUCCGCGAAUCUUUAUUCGAUGCACUGGGCGACGAUGAGGGAGCAAACUUCUGGGAGGGUGUUUAUGGCCAACCCAUCCACAACAUUCCCAAUCAAUAUGUGGACGCAGAGACUGGUGAGUUAGAGACCAUGAAUGACGAAGAAUACGCGCAGUACGUACGACGAAAGAUGUGGGAGAAGAGUCGCGAAGGUAUUGAGGCGGCAAGAGAAGAGAGAAGACAGGCGAAAGCAAGGGACAAGGCGCAGCGGGAGGAAGAUCGCAAAAACGCAGAUCACCAAAACCCGACAGCCGAGGGGCCCUACAACAAUGUCUUGUUCGACUUCGAGAUCGAGGCAAGCCUACGUCGUGGGCAAUGGCGAAAAGAUCAAAAGAAAUGGAGGGAGCUGUGGAGGGAUUAUCUUCAGCACUGGGACGAUCUACAGGCCAUGGCCAAGAAUCAUAAGCCGGAGGUCACUCAGGAGAACAUAUUCCUCCGCAACAAGAUCGCCUGGCCAGUCGAGUCGGGGAAGCGGACGGACGUCACGCCGGAGGAGAUCGAGCGGUUCAUCAACAUGGCAUCCGGAGCCGCCGCACCAGAUGCCGAAACCAAAGCCAAUACUCUGGCAGCAGCUGUCAAGUCGGAAAGAGUACGAUGGCAUCCGGACAAGAUUCAGCAGCGUUAUGGCUUCAUGGAGAUUGAUGAGACCACGAUGAGAGGAGUGACCGCGACGUUUCAAGUUCUCGACAAGAUGUGGAACGACUUGCGAAGUCUUCAUCGAUGA
Messenger RNA from Cyphellophora europaea CBS 101466, 801 nucleotides. RefSeq lists its product as uncharacterized. NCBI's taxonomy places the organism in Eukaryota, Fungi, Ascomycota, Eurotiomycetes, Chaetothyriales, Cyphellophoraceae. The transcript has a single exon. The record is from RefSeq and is a predicted model, not a curated record. Gene Ontology annotation, biological process: canonical NF-kappaB signal transduction. The coding region runs from base 1 to 801 and encodes 266 amino acids.